Acanthosepion pharaonis is the source of this 672-nucleotide messenger RNA. Lineage: Eukaryota; Metazoa; Mollusca; Cephalopoda; Sepiida; Sepiidae. The record is from the annotation of a GenBank genome assembly.
AUGCCGAUUGAUAGACGCACAAUUCCAAGAGGUCCAGGACAACUCGAUAUUCUCCUUGCAAAGCGAUCAUUCACAAAUUCUUUAUCUAUCUAUCUAUCUAUCUAUCUAUCUAUCUAUCUAUCUAUCUAUCUAUCUAUCUAUCUAUCACAGACUGUUUCUAUCUAUCUAUCUAUCUAUCUAUCUAUCUAUCUAUCUAUCUAUCUAUCUAUCUAUGACAGUCUGUUUCUUUUCUUUCUAUCUAUGACAGUCUGUUUCUAUCUAUCUAUCUAUCUAUCUAUCUAUCUAUCUAUCUAUCUAUCUAUCUAUCUAUUGCUCGGUCAAACGACUAAUAUUACCUAUACCAUCUAUCUAUCUAUCUAUCUAUCUAUCUAUCUAUCUAUCUAUCUAUCUAUCUAUCUAUCUAUCUAUCUAUCUAUCUAUCUAUGUCCGUUAUUUCACUCAUUAUCAGACCAUAUCACUCAAUCUGCCUUUCUUUCUCUCUAUUUUAUCUAUCUAUCUAUCUAUCUAUCUAUCUAUCUAUCUAUCUAUCUAUCUAUCUAUCUAUCUAUUUUAAUCUUUAUCAGACCUUAUCACUCAAUCUCUCUCUCUCACUCAGACUAUUCUUUCUUUCUUUCUUUCUUUCUCUCUUUCUUUCUUUCUUUCUUUCUUUAUUUAUUUCAAUUUAUCUUCUAG